Venturia canescens is the source of this 2426-nucleotide messenger RNA. RefSeq names its product odorant receptor 83a-like. Gene Ontology annotation, cellular component: plasma membrane. Bases 842 to 2191 code for a protein of 449 amino acids. Gene Ontology annotation, biological process: sensory perception of smell; detection of chemical stimulus involved in sensory perception of smell. Lineage: Eukaryota; Metazoa; Arthropoda; Insecta; Hymenoptera; Ichneumonidae. The transcript has 5 exons. Gene Ontology annotation, molecular function: odorant binding; olfactory receptor activity. The record is from RefSeq and is a predicted model, not a curated record.
ACGUCCAUGAAAAAGGGUGAAUCCCGUAUGCCCGAACGAUUCUUUUUUUUCACCCCCGAAAAACCUCGUUUCGGCUUUGCGCAAAAGCAGAAGAGUACCGAAUAUUAUAUACGAUUUUCUACAACGUUCUAUUCCUUUGAUAUAUAGAAUCAAGAAAAAAUCGAUUUUUUCUCGGAUUUUCUUCUCUAAUGUCUGGUAAUUCGGAUGCUCGUGCAGCAAUACUUUUCUCAUCUUUUGCGUGUUCGUGCUUGGAGAGGCAUCGUGAAUAAAGGUGUGGGAGUAAAAUUUUUCGAAAAUUAUAGCUCCCGAUUCGUAUUUCUGUGGGAAAGGAAAAGUGGUCGAAAGUAUUUUAUGCAUAGUCCUAAAAUAUUGAUUUUGUUUGACUUUCAUACACGGCGGUAAACCAGCGAUACGUAAUGGAAAAGAGGGGCAGUGAUUGCAGGUUGUGAUACGGUGGGGCUUCGAGGGAGUCAACGCGGGAUGUGUCGUUUGGAAAUCUCGGUUGAAACGUGUUGCUCGUCUUACAAUAUUUUUCAGCAGGUAUCAAUUUGGAAUUCCCUAUAGAAAUCAAUUCUUCGUGCCAUGACGCUUUGUUCUCGUCGAAUCUUCAAAAAGAGCAAGGAGGAACGAAGGGAGAAUAACAGAUGGCGAGUGUCCGGAAAGUGCCAUUUUCCAUACAACCGUUUUAGAAAAUUACACCCACUGACUUAUGCAGUGAAUUUUUUUGCUCAAAUUGGCGAUGAAUUUUUAAUCCGCGAGUUCUCGAGACUUGCUUGAGCAUGGUGGGGACUUUCUCCUCGAUUUCGCUCCAGUGGUCGUGUCCUCUCCCUUGGCGAUCAUUAUGGACUUGAGGGUUAUUCCUCACAGGGCAAUACAGAAGGCUAACUUCGCAGCUCUGAGGUGGAAGAUCAGUCCAAAAAAGGAUAAUCCAUUUUUUCAUCUGUUCUUACUGCUAUUUCAUCGCAGAUUUUUCAGUUUCUGGGCCCCGGGUUCAGAGUCUUCGGGAAUUUCAAAGUUCCUUUAUUUCCUGUACAACAAAAUCAUGUUCGCAAUAAUAUUCACGUACACGGGUACGGUCAUCGCCGAUCUUUGUGAAAACUACAGGGACUUGGUGAUGGCGACUGACGACGGUUGCUACAUCGUUGGUGCAUUGAUCGUCAUUUUCAAACUCAUAAACUUUCAAUUGCGGCGUGAUAGGAUCGAACAUUUAAUGAAUAGGAUUUACGAGCCCGUCCGGAUGUUACUUCGCUCGUCCGAUAAAGCCGUCGUGACUCUCGUCAAAAGUUUCGUUCUCUAUGAAAUGGGAACAGUCUUCAUCCUGUGGAGCAUCGGAGCUUUUCUGAUAGCCGCUUCGGUCAUAUUUCCACCAACGGAGAACGGCUCGUUGCCGAUUCGUGCCAAGUAUCCGUUCGACUCGAGGGUCUCGCCGAUGCACGAAGUUGCAUUUUCCAUUGAAGCGACCGCCUUAACGUCGAUUGUAACCGCGAUUUGGGUGAUGGACAUUGUAGUAAUGGGUUUUUGCAGGUACACAAUUCUGCAGCUACAAAUUCUCGGAUCGAACUACAUGAACUGUCGGAAUUCAUUGAGCGAGCGUGGCUACCUCAGAUUGCCGGAGAGCAGUUUAGCCACAAGCUUUAUCAGCGCAGAAGACGACUUCGUUAUUCGUACUUUCGUGCCAUUCUGUUCGGAAGAAAGCACCGAAUCUGAGGAUAGUUUUGAUAAGCGUUUUAAAACUUGUGUCAAGCACCAUCAUCGGUUGAUUCGGAUCGUUGAUGACAUCAACGAAUUAUUCAGCUCAGGAAUGCUCGUCCAAUUGUGCGCAAGUACGAGCAUGAUUUGUCUCGUUGCUUUUCAAGCAGUGCUCGGUGCCAAUGAAAAUUCAAGUUUCGCGCAGUACGCUGUUUUCUUCGGUUCCGUCUUUUGUCAACUUUGGUGCUGGUGCUGGUUCGGCAAUGCAUUGAUCUACGAGAGUGAUUCUUUGGCAACGAGCCAAUGGUUUUCGGGGUGGGAGGAUGAGAAAGACAUUUCUUCGGUGGCUUCUCUGAUAACCAUGUCCCUGAUACGGACACGUAGACCGAUGGGUUUGGCAGCUGGAAGUUUUUACACGAUGUCGUUGGGAAUGUUCAUCACGAUACUGAAAAGCAGUUACUCCAUCUUCGCUCUUCUGACUGCUGUAAACGACGAGCCUUAAAAAAGUCGCGUUUGAAAUCUGCAGCCUCAAUCGAUUGUUGCAUACUCACGCCUGCAGUCGAUCAGUCAAUGACCAGUAAAAAAAAAUCAACUCGAAUUCACUGAUAUUUCAUUAUUUUUACGAAUUCAGCCAUACUGUGCUUACUGGGUACGCUUUUUUGAUUUUUCUUUUUUGAAUCAAUGGCAAGUUUCAUCUAUUUACAUGCAAUAAAAGACCGAGUUGGUCAUCCAGUCAA